UCCAGAUCUAUCGAGUGUCCGCGUGCAGCUUCAACGCUCAAUGCGACCUUAGCGAGCCCUUUACACGCCUCUUCGUUGAUUUUCUCGGUCCACUUCUAAAAAUCAAAAAAAUGAAACGCAAAUAUAACCUAUAAUUUAAGCGUAAACCCGCACCAAAGAAAGAUGGCGGUUGCCAUUCCCCGCUCUUCUCCGCUGUACCUCGCCUCGGCGAGCAUCUCAGCAGCGGUCGCGCUUGCCGUAAUCGCCUUCGUCGCUGUGAAGUACCAGAAAGUCGUUCUCUUCAUGCUCCACCCAGUCUUCAUGGUUCUCGGCGUGGCCUUAAUGUCAAUGGGCAUACUCGAACAAGGCAGUGGUGGGGGUAAAGUCCACGUUUGGCUUCAACAGGGAGCCGCAUUGUCAUUCUUCCUGGGAUGGCUCUUCAUGUAUCUGCAGCAUGAAAAGGCGGGCGUGAGUCACUUUGCGGCGAAGUCGCCAUGGUGGCACAAGGUCUAUUACAGAUAUUUGCCAUUGAUCAGGCGUGGAUCAGCGCGAGAAUGCAAUGAGAAACUAGAUAUUAGUACCUGGAUGUAAAUGUGAAUAGAUUUAUUUACAGUAACUGGAUAAAUAUCUAAAUCAAUGAUAGAUGUUAUAUCUGAUAGAUGUUAUUUAGCGAAGACAAUCCCAAUCGUAAAUACAGUCCCAAUCGUCGAGUCCACUACCACCUUUUCUGAGCACCAUCCUCAGGUCCACGUCUACCUUGGCUACACACUGGUGAUCCUGUGGAUAGUUCAGAUAGCUGGAGGAGUGAUGAAAUACGGCAAUUUACCAACUAAGAGCGUAAAAUGGCAUGGAAUUUUGGGCCAAAUCAUGUAUGCUUUGAAGCUUCCGAUGUUCCUGCUGGCGGCGGUGAUGAGUCUUUUUAUGGAGCAGGAAAAAUGGGAUUCCAAGUUGGUUCGCGAGUGUUCACCGCUACGUCGAUGUAAACACUUCCCGUAGGUGUAGUGCAAGCACUAGUUUAUUCUCAUAAUUUGAUAUAACAGUAGUUUCACCUGAUUCGGAAUUGGAAGAUGUGCACUUGAGAACAGUUGGGCUCAUCUGCCUUCUAAUGCUCGGUCUUCCUCCGGUCCCCAAUACCUAACCGAAGGUCUCUUUAUGACUGGCUUCGUCGGCAUGCACGGCUUAGUUUUGGGUACCUUUUGGAAGUACAAACUGGAGCAAUCUAAGGGAGACUCUGGCGGUGCAGGAGAAGACGAUGGAGCGGGCCUUGAUAAUCCUUACGGCACAAGCGAAGAUGGCGAGACAAGGCCGUUGGGGUCGGUCGUGGUUGGGAGGUAGUGCUCCUGAUAGUAGACAGUGCGUAGCGUAGCCAGUUUGAUGUUUUACUAGGUGGACCAGGUCGCUCGUUCACAUUCUUCACAACCAUACUAGCACGUUGAAGUGAUCCGGACCUGAGAUGCAAACUCCUGCACACCACUCUACGACCAGGUCCGGCGCCGGCGGCCGGUCGCCCGAUACUAGCAUAUGACGUUCGUUCUGGACACGUUGGUACGGACGCUGCGGGAACAUCAGAGAUUCUUUUUGACUGCAGCCUCUUUUACUCUUUUUGGAUGCAGCUACGACCAGUAUCCUGCUUUCCGCUCUUUAGGACAACGCGCUAUUUGUACUCUACUCAUUGGCCUUUGCGCAACCCUAAGCCCUAAGCUUCUCACGCUACCCAGAUUCGAAGAAGUCACUGGGAUUCUAUCUCCACGACCUGUAGAAUUGAUUUUUUGGCUGUCUUUCUGACAUGCUUCUUACAAGUAACGGACAGAAGAUCUUUUGUUCAACAUAAGUACGUAUAUUCACUGCUUAAAAAGAUUCUGUGUCUAAAGGUCGAAGACGACGCGAUGGCACAC
This is a messenger RNA of Amoebophrya sp. A25, 1874 nucleotides long. The record is from the annotation of a GenBank genome assembly. Lineage: Eukaryota; Dinophyceae; Syndiniales; Amoebophryaceae.